UGAAGUGUAUGUCAUAAUAGGUUGCCAAGGAAGCUGUCAUACACCCAGAGAGAAGUACUUCCCAGUGGCCGCCAUCCCUCUGAGCAUGUUUUCUUCUUAAGCAAGAAGCCACUAUGGGAAAGCUUCUUUCCUUGUUUUGGGAGGUGGAGCCACCCCCCAUGCCGUUAAGUUUUGCCAUUCCGAACCAGGACUACGAGUGCCAGCAGGAUGACUCUUGUGGGGCAAUAGGGAACUUCCUUGUUUGGUAUUUUGUCAUUAUAUUGAUCUUGAUGUUCUUCUCUCGGGCUUCUGUCUGGAUGUCCGGGAAGAAGAAGGAGGAAGACAGUGGGACAAGCACUACACUGAGUAAAGCAAGCGAAGAUACUUCCUAUCAGUGGCAAAACAAAGAUGGUUGCUGGGACUCUUCACAGGUGAUGAAAAAACCGAAGCAGAGCCACCUUACUCCUGGAUCUGACUCAGAAGUGACCCUAGACAAUGACUCUCUUGAAGGAAGAAGGUGUAGGCACCAUUCUCCGCUCAGCCAGGUGAAUCAGUCCCAACUGGACAGUGAUACUACCGACUACGACAGCGAAGACUCUGACUUGGGAGCGUCGUCCUGGAAGGAGAGUGAAAGUGAACACCCACCUCCCGCUGGUACAAAGAGAAAAAUAGCUCAGCGGCAACAGAGUGUGGACAGUGACCGAACCAGGGAAAGGCCCUGCCUCUACUGCAAAGCCAGGAGAACCCAUGAAUGGUUGGCCCGCCAUUUCCUCCACAACGCUUCAGUAGCAGCCCCGGUGAAGGGAGAUCUUCAAGAGGAAAAUUCUGUACCUGACAUUAACACGAGAUUCAGUAAAUUUUGAAUUUUAUCAAGUCCUUGCCUUAUUUGAAGCCAAAUGAAAGGGAUAAAUAAAACAUAAAAAAAAUCACCGAAGCUUUAGGUGAGGAGGUUUUUUACAAUAAACUCUGUUAACAAAAACAAAAAUAAUUGGAACCCAACAGGUAAAAUUUCAAAUAAUUCUUUGUCCCAGACCAGGCCAGUGAAUUUGUUUACGGCACCAUUGGAACAUCGACGAUCUGUAUCCACUAUGAUUUUUUAUUCAAAAGAGCACAAGAUAUUUUCUCCCUGGAGUAUACGUGUUUUGUUUAUGUCUAUAAUACCAAUAAGGAAGCUCUUUAAAAA
Phyllostomus discolor (pale spear-nosed bat) is the source of this 1162-nucleotide messenger RNA. RefSeq names its product serine rich single-pass membrane protein 1 (gene SSMEM1). Lineage: Eukaryota; Metazoa; Chordata; Mammalia; Chiroptera; Phyllostomidae. The record is from RefSeq and is a predicted model, not a curated record.